CUCUAGACAUAUUAACAACGCGAAAUUCGUUUUGUAAUAGGUGUAAUACAGUGUUGCCAUUUAAUUGAAUAAAAUUAAAAAAAAUCCAAUAGAAAAUUUUUAAUGCUCAUAUUGUUUAAUUAAAUAAACAAACCAAAAGAAAAAACGAGAGAGUUUUUUCUAUUUUCAAAAGCAAGAAAAAGAGUAAAAAAAAUAUACGAUUUUGUAUAAAAACGUAAAAGAUUUUCCUCCAUCUGGAUUUGUGAGUCUCUAACACCGAGUGUAUGUGUAAAACAGUGAUUUAUAACGAAAUUAUAUGGAAAUUUUCAAAUACGUUUCAAAAGGUAUAUAUACCAAGAAAGAAAAUAAGCAUAAAUAAUAACAAAUUUAAAAUAAAUUAAAAAUUUUAAAUUAUAAACAAAGCAAAUCGUAAAUAAUAUUUAAAGAAAAAUAUCUAAAAACUAAUAUUUGGAUAAGAAAAAAUAAUAAAAUUAAAGAAAAAUAUUAUUAAGAAAUUUCGGUGAAAUAUUUAAAAUUUUUCCUUGGUGCUAAUAACAGUGUGAUAAGGAAUAAUUCAUACAUUUAUGUAGAUUUGAAAUUGGACAAACGAUGCUGUGGAUAUAAAUCACAUAAAACUACCAACAACAGAAUAAAACAACUAAAAUUAUUACCGAAAAAAAAAAAACAACAAACCAAACUAACACCUUUAAAAGUUUUAAACAAAAAAACGAAGAAAAGAAAAUGUGGGCCUAAUAAAUUUAUCAGCGCCUAGACUAUUUCUAUCUAUGCUCCAGAGGAAUUAUGGGAAAGAUGAUGAAGAUUGAUGAAGAUAUUAUGCUAAAAAUGACACAAAACCUAAUUAAAACACAUAAAUAAAUAUCACAUUUUAAAUGAUCAUAACACAAAACGAAAUAAGAACAUUUCCGUUGCCAAGAAAACAAAACGAAAUAUUUACCUUUAACGUAAAACGAAAGGUGAUCAUUAUCUUGUAAUAACAUCAUCACCCGCCCAAAAAAGUAUCAUUUGUAUUAUUAUAAUCACAGAAAUUCUUUACGCUUGCCACAUCAAUCAUCACUGGGAAAUUCUAAAGCAGGAGUUCGUACAAUCGAUCGAUCGUACAACAAGGCGGCAAAUGAGACACACAAACAUUUAUGGAUUUUAAUGAUUUUAACAUCAAACAUUUAAAAUUAGAAAUUUAAAUAUAAAGACAAAAAGAUACAUAUACACAUAUUAUAUUUUUAGAUUUGUAGCCCCAAAAGAAACACAUGUUGCUACAGAUCAUUAGACUAACAAAUCAAACAGCUACAGUAACAACAGCAACAACAACUGCAACAAUAGAGAUUUUCAACUAGAAAUAAAGUUUUGAGAUUUCAUCUUCUUCUCCUUGGGCUGAACAGCAAAAGAGGCGCAUCAUUUGCUGCGUUUCUCCUUGGGCCCAGUGCAUUUGAGUUUUGAAUGGAUUUUCAAUCUUUUUGCUUUUAAGUGGAUUUCCGGUACAACACACCACAACACGACACAAUAACAACAACAACCCAAAAAAAGUAAUAGAAAAACAUUUAUUUUGAGGAUCAUUAAAAGAAAAGUGAAACUUAAAGCAACAUACUUGCAACACAUGUGUCAUAAAUGAAAACGGCAACAAAAAUACCAUGUUGUCAUUAAAAGAGGCACAACCAAAAAACCCUUAAACAAACCCUCUUAAAUUUUACUCAAAAUCACAUUGAGAGAAAUCGAGAGAGCACGUGACAACAAGAGUGCUCAAGGAAUAAGAAAGAGAGCCGAACUAUCACUGAUUGAGUGAACUUUGUUAAAAGGCCUAUUGCCACAUAUAUCACAGAUUGUUGCAUUCAUUUUAUAAACAAACAUCAUGGUGUUAAGAUCGCAAAGUGCAAGACAUAAAACUCCUUUAGGAUACAUUAAUUACUUUUUAAUAUUGGCCGUCGCGUUAAUAUAUAUUACCGUCAUUACAACAACGCCGGUAACGGCUAUGGCUAGACGAUUUUCUCCCUCGGAUGCGAAUGAUUAUGACUAUGGCGGCUACACUUCACAAGUGGAAGUAAGAAAACGUAGUGGUGGUGCAAGUGGUAGUAAUACAAAUGCCAGCAUAUCUCCAUAUCAAUUUGAUGAUACCGAAGCCGAUGAGGAGAGAGCUCAGGAACGUGAUCGUAAUGAUGAUGCCGAUGACGAAGAGGACAAUCAUCAACAACAGCCUCAGCAAUCGGAUAAAUUGCCCAAAUUUAAAAAUCCCAAAAAUCUACGUAAUAUUUAUUCCAAACCCUCUGGCAGUUUUAUACAACUCUCUUGCCCCUCCAUAGGCAAACCGGAUCCCAAUAUAACCUGGCUCGUUAAUGGCACUAAAAUAUUACUCAAUGGCAGUAAAAUACGCCGCACUAAAUGGUCACUUUUUAUGGAGGAUCUAUUACCCACUGAUUCAGGUUUAUAUACCUGUAAAGUUUGCAAUCCCUAUGGCUGUAUAAAUCACACCACAAGUCUGCAUAUUAGUGAUCGUGUCAAUCACAAACCUAUUAGUCUGAUAUCACCGGCCAAUUUAACUUUAUUUAUAAAUGAAAGUGGCGAAAUGAAUUGUACCUAUCUAUCCGAUCUAUUCAGUUCGAAAAGUUGGACUUUCACCCCUUGCAACUCCACACACGGUUGUUCGCCCAAUAGCACAGUACUCCAAGAUGUACAAGAUGUUUUGAGAUUUGAAAAUGUUACUAAAGAUCAAGAGGGCUGGUACACCUGCAUGGAAAUAAAUGGUUUGGGUAAAUCUCUAAAAAGUGCUUACCUAAGAGUAAAAGAUCCCAGCGAAACUAAGGUUACCAAAGUAAUAAGAUCACAAACUUUAUGGGAAGUGGUGGUGGCCACAGUAAUUAUAUUAAUGUUAUUGUUAUUAGCCAUUUUCAUUUACUAUGUAUGGCGUAAAAUGAAGCAUGAAAAGUUGCUGAAACAGCGCAUCGAAACGGUGCAUCAAUGGACUAAGAAAGUUAUAGUAUACAAACCCGCCAGUGGUGAUUCCUCGGGAUCCAUGGAUGCCAUGAUUAUGCCAGUGGUGAAAAUUGAAAAACAGCGUACUACCGUCUUACAAAGCUCCAACUCAGAGCCAGUGCCUUUUAAUGAAUAUGAAUUUCCUUUGGAUUCUCAUUGGGAAAUACCACGCAACCAGCUGAUACUGGGAGCCACCUUGGGUGAAGGUGCCUUUGGCCGAGUGGUAAUGGCAGAGGUAAAUAAUGCUAUAGUAGCAGUCAAAAUGGUCAAAGAGGGCCACACUGAUGAUGAUAUUGCCAGUUUGGUGCGUGAAAUGGAGGUUAUGAAAAUUAUCGGCAAACACAUUAACAUUAUCAAUCUUUUGGGUUGUUGCUCCCAGAGUGGUCCUCUGUAUGUUAUAGUGGAAUUUGCUCCUCAUGGCAAUCUCAAAGAUUUUUUGAAUAAAAACAGACCUGGCAAGGAAUACGAUAAAGAUGGCAAUCUAACCUCUCCGCAACAUCAUCUUACCGAAAAACAUUUAAUCUCUUUCGCCUUUCAAAUUGCCCGUGGCAUGGAGUAUUUGGCUUCACGCCGUUGUAUACAUCGUGAUUUGGCGGCGCGUAAUGUUCUGGUAUCCGAUGACUAUGUCAUGAAAAUAGCCGAUUUUGGUUUAGCUCGUGACAUACAAGACACCGACUAUUAUCGUAAAAACACCAAUGGUCGUCUGCCCAUCAAAUGGAUGGCUCCUGAAUCUCUGCAAGAGAAAUUCUAUGAUUCUCAAAGUGAUGUCUGGUCCUACGGCAUAUUGCUGUGGGAAAUAAUGACAUUUGGUGCCCAGCCCUAUCCCACCAUUAUGUCAGCUGAGGAGUUAUACAGUUAUCUGAUGUCUGGUCAGCGUAUGGAGAAGCCCGCCAAAUGUUCGCUCAAUAUUUAUAUGUUGAUGCGUCAGUGUUGGCAUUUCGAUGGCACUGCUAGACCCACAUUUACCGAAAUAGUAGAGAAUUUAGAUAAACUACUGCUAACGAAUGAAGAUUAUCUAGAUGUGGCGGUGGCGAAUCUAGAAACACCGCCCUCUUCCAGUGAUGAAGAGGAUUCCGAUGAGGAGUCCUUGCGUUAUCAUUAUAAGUAACGAGAUUAUCGGUAGGUUUAAAGUAUUUAGAAUAAUUUAAGAGUUAAUAUCAUAAACUAUGGUUGUUUGUAUGUAUGUAUAUCGUUAAUUAGUUUGAAGAGUGUAAAUAGUGAAAAUUUGUUAACUAAAAUAUAAUUUAUUGAAUUUAAAAUAUGAACUUAAACUAUGUACUAAUUAACAAUAAUUUUAAAGAGAUUAUCACAAAUAAUUAAUUUUGCAAUUUAUAAUUUUAUUUUAUAUUUUUUUUCAAAUCUGUAAAUAUUUAAUUUUAAUUUUGUCUCAUUAUUAUUUUCCCUUUCAAAAAGUUUAUUUUGUAGUAAAACUUUUCGUAAACCAGCUAAAAAAUCCAAAGAUGUAUAAUUUUAAGUUUAUAACUUUUUUAGUUUUUCCUACUAAACCAAAAAGUCUGUAUAAUAUUUUUCCAAAGAUUUAGUACCAAAAAAUUUAAAAUAGAAAAUAUGAUUAAUUAAUGUAUAAAUAUAAUCUUAAUUAUAAUAAUGUAAAUUAUUAAUUAUAAUAUUUUUAUAAUAUUUAAAUACAAUAAAUUAAAAUAUACUAUUUUAUACUAUAAAUAUUAAAAUAAUGAAAUAUUGUUUAAUUAAUUAACUACUUUGACGGAAUCUAAAAAAGUAGGUGUAUUCACAUUUACCAAUUUUUAGAAAUUAUUUCUUUUUUUGUUUUUUGAUCCGAAAUUAUAUGUCGGUUCACCUUUCAACCAUACAAGUUAAUAGCCUGGAACGUGAACAUUUAAAAUAUAUUCCCAAUUAAAUUCACUCUCUGACCCAACUUGGAUGACAUUCUCUUGAAUUGAUAUGAUUCUCAAAUUAACCUUACAAUAAAUGCGCAAUUAAUGAAUCGGCCUGUCUGCGGUAUUGAACAAAUUCGACAUCUGAACGAUAUACUAUUGCCUCUAGCUGAAUAUCAAAUAAAAUCUCGCUCUACAAGAGCACAGAAAGAGAUACCAUAUUAAAGUACCGGAGGUUUCAUCCUGUAACCAUUGGAAUAAUUUAUUUUAAAAUUAUAAUAAGGUUAUAACAAUGGGCCAAGUAACCUGUGAGUGUUCUCGCAGUUCAGUUCUAGUUUACUUCUAGGUCAGUUCUAGCUCAAUUCUAGUUGAGUUCUACUUCUAUUCCGGUUCAGUUCUAGAUCAAUUUAGUUCUAAUUCAGCUCU
Molecule: messenger RNA, 5240 nt
Organism: Lucilia sericata (common green bottle fly)
Lineage: Eukaryota; Metazoa; Arthropoda; Insecta; Diptera; Calliphoridae
Product: fibroblast growth factor receptor homolog 1
Exons: 2
Coding region: 1844-4069 (741 amino acids)
Biological process (GO): protein phosphorylation; fibroblast growth factor receptor signaling pathway; positive regulation of kinase activity
Cellular component (GO): signaling receptor complex; membrane
Molecular function (GO): ATP binding; fibroblast growth factor receptor activity
Source: RefSeq, a predicted model, not a curated record